Colletotrichum destructivum is the source of this 1591-nucleotide messenger RNA. RefSeq names its product Putative RNA-binding protein NOB1. Bases 172 to 1590 code for a protein of 472 amino acids. Gene Ontology annotation, biological process: maturation of SSU-rRNA; ribosomal small subunit biogenesis. Gene Ontology annotation, molecular function: RNA endonuclease activity. The record is from RefSeq and is a predicted model, not a curated record. Lineage: Eukaryota; Fungi; Ascomycota; Sordariomycetes; Glomerellales; Glomerellaceae. The transcript has a single exon. Gene Ontology annotation, cellular component: preribosome, small subunit precursor.
UUUCCCGUUGCACUCAAAAUCAUUCGCCGCAUCGCCUUUUCGCUCGCCCAAGGAUACGGUUCGGAAAGCGUUUCGACUGCGGUUCCUUGACACGGUUUUUUGUGUAUUCUGUUCUGCACCGAAUUAUCCUCAUACCCACGAACUCAUCUGCAAACGCAAAUCCCCGCCAUCAUGUCAAAUGAUUCCGUGGCCGCUGCCCCGGCGGUCGCGAGCCCAACGGCCCCCGAGGAGCGCAAGCCCAUCCACGCCCUCGUCCUCGAUACCGGCCCAUUGAUCAAGAACGACCCCCCCGUCAGUACCCUCCUCGCCCAGGCCGACGAGCUGUACAUGCUCCCCUCCAUCAUCGACGAAAUCCGCGACGUCAACACCCGCACCCGAGUCGAGACCACCCUCAUGCCCUUCGUCAAGAUCCGCAGCCCCCGCCCCGACAGCAUCAAGUUUGUUUCCAACUUUGCCCGCCGCUCCGGUGACCUCGAGGUUCUCAGCAGGCCCGAUUUACACCUGCUUGCCCUGACCUACGAGCUCGAGCUCGAGAAGAACGGAGGCGACCAGAGACUGAGGAAAGAGCCGGGCCAGCGCGUCGACGACACCAGCACAAAUGCUCCGGCAAGCAGCAGCGAGGCCCCGGAAACGAAGCCUGAGGCUGGUUCCGAGGUCGAAUCCCAAGAGGGGCCUUCUACCGUAGGCGACACCGUUGCCGAGCCGGCCCAGCCAUCCGAGGGCAUCUCUCUUGAACAGAGCGCCGAAGCGACGCAGCGCGAAAACCAGCAGAAUGCGACGGCGGAAGCCUCUUCGUCGGAUGCAGCAAAUGCGGACGCGGAUGCGGAUGCGGCGGCGGCAGCGGCAGAGAUUACACAAGACUUGAGCAAGCUCGAGGUGGACGACAAGACAACGUCCGAGCCCGUCGUCUCCAGCGUCGCCGACGCCAACGAGGCGCAGGGCGAAGGGUCAGACUCGGAGGACGGCUGGAUCACGCCGUCCAACGUCAAGAAGCACAAGGAGAAGGACAGCAAGCUGCUCCAGCCGACGGCCCCCGCCAUCGAUGUCAAGGUCGGCAUCCUCACCUCCGAUUACGCCAUGCAAAACGUCGCCCUGAGAAUUGGCCUCAACCUGUUGUCGCCGUCCAUGGCUCGCAUCACCCAGCUCAAGACCUGGGUGCUGCGAUGCCACGGGUGCUUCCAGGUCUGCAAGAAGAUGGACAGACAGUUCUGCCCUAGCUGCGGGCAGGCCACCCUGACCCGCACAUCGUGCACGACGGAGGAGGACGGCACUUUCAAGAUCCACUUGAAGCGCAACUUCCAGUGGAACAAGAGAGGCAACGUCUUCAGUAUCCCCAAGCCCGUGGCCGGCACGGCCAGCGGCAAGCUUGCCAAGCACGCCGGAGGCAAGAACAACUGGGGCACGAACCUCAUUUUUGCAGAGGACCAGAAGGAGUACGAGAAGGCCGUAGGCGAAAACCAGCGCGCUCGGCGGAGGGACCUCAUGGACGAGGACUACUUGCCGAGCAUUCUUACUGGUGACCGGCAAAGUGCCAACGGAAAGGUCAGGCUGGGUCCGGGUAGAAACAUCAACGGACGUAAGAGGAGAUAAA